UGAAAGUGAACGCAUUAUCGUAAAACAGUGAUCCACUUUCUGUCUUUCUCAUUCGUGUGUAGUUCUUCCAGACGAACUGAACCAGAUGGGAAACUCCCAGAGCAGUGGACAGUACGACGUGAAUGAUGCCACGCUCAGAUUUGUGAGACGCAGAGACGACAUAACUUUAGAUGAUGACCCUGAUGUUCUGAGAGCAGAGAUGUCCUGUGGUCACGCAGUGUCUCCUCAAUCCCUGACCGCCUGGUGUCGCAGUCUGCUGGAUCAGGGUCAGUAUAAAUUCCACUGUCCAGCGAUCACACAUGGGACAGAGAAAUGCGGUGCAGAGUGGCCGUACCUGGAGGUCAGGAAGCUGGCGGUGCUUAGUGACUCAGAACAAGCUCAUUUUGAAGAGAAUAUGGCUCUUCUGGCAGCGACUGAGUACUGCGAGUUCAAAUCAUGUCCGAGCUGUGAGACCUAUGUUGAGCGAGCAGACCUGAGUAACCUGUGUGUGAGAUGCACCAUCUGCACCGCGCUGAAACACAAGAGCUUCCAGUUCUGCUGGCAGUGUCUGAGGGAAUGGAGAGGACCAGCCGCUCAUUCUCUACGCUGCAGUCAUGAAGACUGUGUCCACCCAGAUGUUGACAAGCUAGCCAAAUGUAAAAACAUGCGGCUGUCUUACGUGAACGAUGUGGAGUGUCCCGCCAUCCGAGCCUGCCCCACCUGCGGUCUGCUCCUGGAACACAACGGCUUCGCUUGUAAGAACCUGAUGUGUAAGCGCUGCAGGGUGGAGUUCUGCUUCCUCUGCCUUCAGCUGAAGCGGGUUUGUAAUCCCAUCAGUGGACCUUAUAACGUCUGCUCAGUGGCUCCACGGCAGACCGAGAUUCCUGUCUGGAAAAGAUAAUGUUGGAGAUGGGAUAGACACUCAACUUGUGAUACCAUACGAUUCAGGAUACCUGUUUAACGAUAACAUUUUCUCAUGAUGUUUUGAACAACAUGAGAUUUAAUACAAAUUAUGAAUGGAAACAUGUCUUUUUAUUAUUUCUCAGACAAAAAAAAUAAAACAUCUAUUUUUAA
Carassius auratus (goldfish) is the source of this 1053-nucleotide messenger RNA. RefSeq names its product probable E3 ubiquitin-protein ligase ARI7. The record is from RefSeq and is a predicted model, not a curated record. NCBI's taxonomy places the organism in Eukaryota, Metazoa, Chordata, Actinopteri, Cypriniformes, Cyprinidae. Bases 86 to 880 code for a protein of 264 amino acids. The transcript has 4 exons.